This is a messenger RNA of Lytechinus pictus (painted urchin), 1986 nucleotides long. RefSeq lists its product as uncharacterized. Lineage: Eukaryota; Metazoa; Echinodermata; Echinoidea; Temnopleuroida; Toxopneustidae. The coding region runs from base 1 to 1986 and encodes 661 amino acids. The transcript has 4 exons. The record is from RefSeq and is a predicted model, not a curated record.
AUGGCAAAGGCCAGGCAGGUUGCCAAGGUUUUUGAUGAUGGUGGUUCUGAUGAUUUUGACGUUGUUGUUGACCCCCAGGAGUCAUGUGACGAGGCUUGUUUGUCACCAGACCCUGGCCGUGGAGUUACCUCUUCCACACUGCGUGUCCAAGUUCGCCAGUCUCCUUAUUUCGACGCAUUUUAUAAUCAGCAUGCUGGUCGUAUCACCCUCGACAGCGGUGCUGCAGUAUUCUUUCCGGCUCCAGGUGUUGUCUCAAGUGUUGCUGGUAGGAUCUGCAUCCCAAACCUCUCUCGCGGUCCUUGUGUUAACCGUCGCAAUGAACAUCUUUGUCAGGGCUGCAAUGGUGCAUCUGGUCCAUUCAAGGCCGUUGUGAACAUGGGUCCUGUGCAGCCCCCACAACGCAAGGGUCGCCUUCUCUUGUAUUCCCAAGAAAAGCUUGUUGAAUUGCAGGGAAAGUUUGAUGACCUUGAGAAACACGGCGUCUUUGCACGCCCUGAGGAUAUUGGUGUUACGGUUGAAUUUGUCAACCCGUCCUUUCUUGUGAAGAAGCUGAAUGGCGGCUCUCGUCUUGUCACAGCAUUCGCUGAUGUUGGGCGCUACUCUAAGCCACAGCCCUCAGUUUUGUCUGAUGUUGAUUCCACUCUGAGAAAGAUAGGUCAGUGGAAGUACAUUAUUGCAUCUGACCUUGCAAGUGCCUUUUAUCAAAUACCUCUCUCUCGUGAUUCAAUGAAGUAUUGUGGCGUUGCUACCCCUUUCCGCAGCAUCAGAGUUUACACCCGUUGUGCUAUGGGUAUGCCAGGAUCAGAGACGGCAUUGGAGGAGUUGAUGAGUCAAGUGCUGGGAGAUCUAUUGUUUGAAGGUGUUGUUGUCAAGCUUGCAGACGACUUGUACUGUGGUGCUGACACCUGGCAGGCCCUUUUGCAUAACUGGUCCAGGGUGUUACAUGCACUAGCCUCCAAAGGUAUUUACCUUUCUCCAUUUAAGACUACCGUCUGUCCAAAAACCACCACGAUUUUAGGGUGGGUUUGGUCUGAAGGGAACCUCAAAGCAAGUCCUCACAUGAUAAAAACUUUGUCAACGUGCUCAUGCCCUUCAACCGUGAAGGGGAUGCGGUCUUUCAUUGGAGCAUAUAAGAUGCUUGCUCGCGUUCUCCCAAAUUGCGCAUCCUAUCUGGGUCCCCUGGAUGAAUCGAUUGCAGGUAUGAAAUCUCAAGACCGCAUCUGCUGGACGGAUGAGCUUCAUUAUGCCUUCAACAAAGCCCAGUCCGGCAUCAAGUAUACUCGUACGGUUACUCUACCAUGGCCAUCUGAUCAGCUAUGGAUUGUCACUGAUGGAUCCGUGAAGAACCAUUGUCUCGGCGCUACCAUGUACGUCACAAGAGACCGGACGCCUUUCGUCGCAGGUUUCUUCAGCGCAAAGCUCCGUGGUCGUCAAAUCACAUGGUUACCUUGUGAAGUAGAAGCACUGUCCACCGCUGCUGCCACCAAUCAUUUCAGCCCAUACAUCAUCCAGUCUCACCACCCUGUCUGCAUUCUUACUGACAGCAAACCUUGUGUUAAGGCUUAUGAGAAAUUGUGUCGUGGUGAGCUUUCUGCCAGUCCACGGGUUUCUACCUUUUUGGCAACCAUUAGCAGAUACCGGGUUUCCUUACGUCACCUGGCGGGCUCCGCUAAUGCCCCAGCUGACUUUCCGAGUAGGAAUGCUCCCCCAUGCCAUGAUGUUCGAUGCCAGAUCUGUACUUUCAUUUCACGGAUGGAAGACUCUGUUGUCCAUCUUAUUUCUGUUGCUGACGUCCUCUCAUGGAAGAAACGCCUCCCUUUCACAUCUCUUCACGCGUGGGGUAGGAUUCAGUCUGAUUGUCCGGCCCUCCGCCGUGCCCAUGCCAACCUUACUCAGGUUACUCGCCCGUCGAAGAAGUUAACAGGCAUCUGUGAUGUGAAGCGAUAUAUCCAGGUUGCCACCAUCGCUCUUCUCCGUGACAUCUGA